AGAGUGAGUGUUGACAUGCUGGACGCACCCGAUUACCUACAGUCUACGGGUGACACACAUCCACACUUUCGUCCACUCACUUUAGAUCCUCACCUCUUCUGAUCACCCAACAGGAACUGCAGCUGUACCGAGAAAAUAGAUCUUGUUCCUCUUCAAUACAGGUCACAAUGUCAAACAACAGCUCCAUCCCCAACCUCAACAACAGCACAGGACACAUCGAAAUCCUCCAUGUGUCCAUUUACGCCUUCAUUUCCGUUUUCGGUUUGAUUUUUAAUCUCAUAGCGCUCUUCUUCUUCUACCACACCAAAUCCAGAUCACAAACCAUUGUCUACAUGACUAACCUGGCCACAGCCGAUAUACUGCUCAUUCUUACGUUGCCCAUGAGGAUCUACUACUAUCUGGGAUUUGACAACCUUCCUCAGUGGCUGUGUGAUGUCCUUGGUUUGGUCCUGAAGGCCAACAUGUACGGGAGCAUCUUUCUCCUCACGUCCAUUUGCUUUGAUCGUUGCAUGGCCGUCACCUUUCCUAUGUCAACCCGUGUCCAGGAAUGGAGGAAGAAAGCGCCGUUGGUUUGUCUCGGAAUAUGGCUGCUCACCUUUGGCGCUAGCGUGCCCAUCUACCUUUCCAAGCGUUCACAAGUCGUGACCAACGUGACCAAGUAUUGUUUUGAUAGCCCUCCGGUCUAUGCCACAAACCUCGUGGUGGUGUUACCCACUCUGUUUGUGGGUUUUGGAAUCCCGCUCAUAGUCAUGCUGAUCGGCUCGUGGGGUCUGGCCCGCGCUGUCCAAAGAAGUUCCGUGGCCCAAACCGACCUGGUUGACGGAAGAAAGAUCAAGAGGAUGAUCAUCACCAGCCUCUUCAUUUUCAUACUCAGCUUCCUCCCUUACCACGUCAUCUUGGUUCUCUUCCCUCUUUAUGGAGAUAGGAACCAACAGCCAAUGCAGGCCGCAUACAUCUACAGCCUGAUGGUCGCAUGUUUCAACACAGUACUAGAUCCCGUUGCGUACUAUUUUGCCACGGACACCUUCAGGAAGAGCGUCGACAUGGGGGCCGUUCGGAGGAUGUUUCCUCUGAACAGUCAAAGUUCUGAGACAAACAGGAGCAGAGUCCCUAACAGCUAAUGGACUGCUGAAGACCCACUCAACACACACCGUGGUCCAAAAGCUUCCAAGCUGGUUUGCCAGUCUGACCCAGCCGUUCAUAAAGAGAGGUUCGCAAUGGAUUUUUUUGGUUCGCCAAAUAAAUGAGCAGUUUCUUCAAUAAGAUAAUGGUUGUUUAUUGGACAUUUAAAUGCGAUGUAAACUUUUGAGGAAUUUAUAACGAUGCCUGAAUGUUUGCGUUCUGAAAGCAUGGGAUCUAGUAAUAAAGCCUCCAAUGCUGUCCACCAGUGAAAACACUGACCGCCUUUGAACCUGGCGUUAUAAUGCAUCUCGUACCCUGAUUGUGUGUAUAAGCAGAUAACAUUUACACCUUUUAUUAACAGUUGUUUCCAGUGUCCACAUUGAGAUCCGAUGGAGAAGCGGUCACUCUAAUGAGUUCAAACAACGUCACAGCCCCCCCUGGUUUUGCCUUUAUUUUUUCAAUGUACCAAAACACUUGGUCUUGUUCAAAUGUUACUUUGUCUAUUAAUGCAAUAUGUAGCAAUGAGUUUUCUAAUUACAAAAAUAAACUGUGGCAUUAACUACAA
This is a messenger RNA of Gasterosteus aculeatus aculeatus (three-spined stickleback), 1687 nucleotides long. RefSeq names its product lysophosphatidic acid receptor 6. Gene Ontology annotation, cellular component: plasma membrane. Gene Ontology annotation, biological process: positive regulation of Rho protein signal transduction; phospholipase C-activating G protein-coupled receptor signaling pathway. NCBI's taxonomy places the organism in Eukaryota, Metazoa, Chordata, Actinopteri, Perciformes, Gasterosteidae. Gene Ontology annotation, molecular function: G protein-coupled receptor activity. The record is from RefSeq and is a predicted model, not a curated record.